GCAUACACUCAGUAUAACGCCUCCCCCCAAUGAGACUUUAUUAACGUGUUGAUUCCUCGCGCUAUCGGGCAGUAGGUCGUUUUUUUUUUUUCUUACAAGAAAAAUCCUCCUCUUCCCACGCAAAAAUCUUCUUUUCUUUAAACUGUUGCGAGGGCAGAACAUCGCGGAGUCUCCAGCUUCUGCUGCACGCGACGUUACCACAGCGCGCGCGGAGGAACAGAACAGAGCAGCUGAGAAAUGUUUCCCAUGAAACACUCUUGGACCAUGUAUUAGAGCUGAUUAUGAAUGAGAAGCCUCCAAACAGCACCAGCCUGUUUCUGAGUGAAGACUCUGAGAAGCCACAGCGUGCUGAGGAGGGGCUCCACCAUCUGUGCCGAGUAUUACAGAAGCAGAUGUCAGGAAGUAGGCGAAAGAUGGGCUGCAUCACACGAGACAGCGUGAAGAUGUUCCUGCGGAGGAACACGUUUGUGAUCUUCACAGUGGCUGCUGUGGCUUUAGGGGUGAUGCUGGGUUUUGCCCUGAGACCUCAUAACCUGUCCAUCAGGGAGGUGAAGUAUUUCUCUUUCCCUGGAGAGCUGCUGAUGAGGAUGCUUCAAAUGCUUGUUCUGCCCCUCAUUGUCUCCAGCCUUGUCACAGGAAUUUCCUCUUUGGACAGCAAGGCUUCUGGGAAAAUGGGAAUCCGGGCUAUUAUCUACUACAUGGUGACUACGUUUAUAGCAGUUUUCAUCGGUAUUGUCAUGGUGAUUAUUAUCAGGCCGGGUAAAGGCAGCAGGGAUAGUCCAGUGGCCUCUAGUGGCAGCAUUGAGCCAGUGCAGGCCGCUGAUGCUUUUCUGGACCUGAUAAGAAAUAUGUUUCCACCAAAUUUAGUUGAAGCCUGCUUUAAACAGUACAAAACACUAUACAAGAAAACUGUGUUGACAAAAAAUGUCACCAUCAUGGUCAAUGCGACAGACAACAUCAACUCUACAGAUCUCAGCCAAUUAUCCAACUUAAGCACAAUUCUGCAGACCAUCCAGGAGACGGUGGAAGAGGUGGUUCCUGUCUCAGGUUCCUCAAAUGGGGUGAACGCCUUGGGGUUGGUGGUCUUCUCCAUGUGCUUUGGAUUAGUGAUUGGAAACAUGAAACAGCAGGGCCAGGCUCUCCGGGACUUCUUUGACUGCUUGAAUGAAGCCAUAAUGCGCUUGGUGGCCAUCAUUAUCUGGUAUGCUCCAGUGGGUAUCCUCUUCCUGAUUGCAGGGAAGAUUGUUGAGAUGAAAGACCUUGCUCAGGUGGGCGGACAAUUAGGGAUGUACACGGUAUCUGUCAUUGUCGGGCUACUCAUCCACGGCCUGUUCGUUCUGCCUCUGCUCUUCUUUGUGGUGACCAAGAAGAACCCUUUCACCUUUAUCGGUGGGCUGCUACAGGCUCUCAUCACAGCUCUAGGCACCUCAUCCAGCUCUGCCACCCUGCCUAUCACUUUCCGUUGUCUUGAAGAAAACAACCAUGUGGACAAACGAGUGACACGUUUUGUGCUACCGGUUGGAGCCACAAUCAACAUGGAUGGCACAGCUCUGUAUGAAGCAGUGGCAGCCAUUUUUAUUGCCCAGGUCAAUGACAUGGACCUGAACUUUGGCCAGAUCCUGACCAUCAGUAUUACGGCGACUGCCGCUAGCAUUGGAGCAGCAGGCAUCCCUCAGGCUGGGCUGGUUACCAUGGUGAUAGUAUUGACAUCGGUGGGACUGCCCACAGAGGACAUUACACUGAUCAUCGCAGUGGACUGGUUCCUGGAUCGACUCAGGACCACCACCAACGUGCUGGGAGAUUCGUUUGGUGCCGGGAUUGUUGAGCAUCUGUCACGAGAGGAACUUCAGAACCAAGAUGUAGAAAUCAUCAACUCUGUGAUUGAGGAAAAUGAAAAGCCAUAUCAGCUGAUCUGCCAAGAGAAUGACUCUCUCAAGCAUCGUAACAGUGAAACCACCAUGUAAUAAUUCUCAUAUAGUUAUAGUUCGCACCUUCAGCACUGUUAUAUUCUGAAAAUCAGAACUUGCAGAAUAAAAUGCUGGAAAGAAGACAGCCAUAUGAGUAUGUUGAGAAUGUAACACGCCAAUCCAACAUUUUAUCCGUCAGUAUUUUCAUUUACAAUUGCAUCCAAGGCAAAGUAGCACCCAAUUAAAAUAACACUAUGCUAGUUUUAUAAUGCUGAUUUGAGACUGUUAAAAACAUUAAGGUCUUUGUACUUUGUAUAAAUAUUGUUCUAGAGUUGGUUGAUGUCAUUGAACCAGCAUUAUUUCACAAUGUCUUUCAGAUGUUUGAGCUAUAUUACCUCAUACACACAAUGCCAAACUCAUAGAUGUAGAGACAAAGGGAACCUUUUUGAGUUACUUUGAUGUUCUUAUCGUGUUUUUGUUAUCUAACAUAUCAAUGAGGUCAUUUUUGUAGAUGUUUAUAUGAUAUUGUAAUCAAUUAUUUAUAUAAUUUACCCCCGGUUUCACAGAAAAGGCUUAAGCUAGUCCUAAGCUAGACUAAAAUGCAUGUUUGAGCUGUUUUAACUGAAAUCAACUCGCAUUGACAUAUCUUGUCACUGCCAAGAUGCACAGCAGUAAUGUUUUUUUCUAGGGUACAUUUAUAAAAGCUACUUAAAUAUCCUAAUUGAACUAUUGCCUAAUCCUGGUUUAGGCUAAGCCCUGUCUGUGAAACCGGGCCGUAAUGUUUCUUUGAUGGAUUUAGCUUUUGCUUUACUCACUGUUACGUGAUGGACUGUGUGAAGUAUAUAAUUCCCCCCUUAAGAAUGGCUUUUAGUAACAUGAUUUGUUUGGAAUCAAUCCUUGAUAGCACAUAUCAUGAAUGAUUUUUGUUUUGUGGUGGAAUAUGGCUGUUAUUCUAGGAUUAUUUAGUGUGUUCUGGUUCUCCAGCCAGUUUGUAUUGUGAAGUGACAGUUGUUUUAUUUAUAUUUGAAGUCUAUUAGCCGGCUUUAUAAAUAUGCCCAGAUUGUGCAGCCCAUAUUGCAGCUGUGUCUGUGUGAAAUACUUGAAUGUUUACCACAGUCCCCAAAGGUUUCAUAACAGUUUACUCUCACACAAGAGUUCAUUACGAAUUCACUUCACAGUUAUCUCUGGGUUUUGAUAAACAGUUUAUACUUUUAGUAGAGAUUAUCUUUAAAUGCAAACCACAGUUUGUGAAAAUGGUGUUAUGUUGUUUAAUAUUUCUUACAAGUAUUUAUAUAACCAUAUAUGCUACAAUUUUGUUUGUUGUAUUUAUUUUGAGUUUGCUUUUUUGAGGUAAUGGUAUAGUGUGGGCACAUUUUUGGCUUGAGUUAUUUGGUAUUAUGGAUUCUGGAAGGUGUUAAGAUGAAUAAAUGUCUCAGGAAUAAAAAUUCUCAUUUU
Molecule: messenger RNA, 3362 nt
Organism: Ctenopharyngodon idella (grass carp)
Lineage: Eukaryota; Metazoa; Chordata; Actinopteri; Cypriniformes; Xenocyprididae
Gene: slc1a6
Product: solute carrier family 1 member 6
Exons: 10
Coding region: 282-1964 (560 amino acids)
Biological process (GO): L-glutamate transmembrane transport
Cellular component (GO): plasma membrane
Molecular function (GO): L-glutamate transmembrane transporter activity; neutral L-amino acid transmembrane transporter activity; glutamate:sodium symporter activity
Source: RefSeq, a predicted model, not a curated record